Messenger RNA from Colossoma macropomum (tambaqui), 2882 nucleotides. RefSeq names its product sema domain, immunoglobulin domain (Ig), short basic domain, secreted, (semaphorin) 3Fa (gene sema3fa). The record is from RefSeq and is a predicted model, not a curated record. Gene Ontology annotation, molecular function: semaphorin receptor binding; chemorepellent activity. Bases 628 to 2823 code for a protein of 731 amino acids. Lineage: Eukaryota; Metazoa; Chordata; Actinopteri; Characiformes; Serrasalmidae. Gene Ontology annotation, biological process: negative regulation of axon extension involved in axon guidance; positive regulation of cell migration; semaphorin-plexin signaling pathway. The transcript has 18 exons.
GAAAGAGAAAGAGUGAGAAAACUCAACAUCACAUGCUAUCUCCUUUCUGGUAUGUGGAGUUGGGUCGGUGCCGGAUCGGAGAGAAAAAGCAGCCCACGCUGAGAACAAAUGUUAACCUUUAAAGAUUCUUUUUUUAUAACAGCCAUGAUGGCUCAAAAUGAGGGGAGGAUGGAGUUUCCUGGAGUCUCCCUGAGUUUUUAACGAGGACAAAUGAUCGCAAGAUUAGAAGGAAGAGCACAAGCAGAUGAGAGAUGUCGAUUUCUUGGCGGAAUGCUCGCUGAAACCUUCGACCGCUCCCAGCCUGCCGGUGGAAGAUAAUGAGAGCCGAUAACCUGAAAUAGGAAGCGUUAUGCUUAUCUCAUCUGCGCUUGUUGACACCCUGAUUUAAACUGAGCCAUAGCUGUGUUGAAAUCGGGUGACAGCGAGGAAAGAAAAAGCAGCAGACGCUCGGAUGUGUCUGGAAACGGCGCAUUAACUGAUGGGGAUGGGCCGCAUUGCGUGCCUAGAGAAAAAAGAAGAGAGAGUGUGUUGUGAAAGGCGUGAAGCCUUGCAUAAGAGUUGAAGUCCACAGGCACGGCCCACCACUUCGCCUUCCUGCUAAACUCCACUGACUACAGGAUCCUGCGCAUGGACGAGGAUCAUGACCGCAUGUAUGUGGGCAGCAAGGACUACAUCCUGUCACUGGACCUGAAUGACAUCAACAAAGAUCCCCUCAUAAUCCACUGGCCUGUGGCUCCUCAGAGGAGGACUGAAUGUGUUCUGUCUGGGAAGGACAUCAACGGCGAGUGUGGAAACUUCAUCCGACUGAUUGAGCCGUGGAACCGCACUCACCUGUACGUGUGUGGGACGGGCGCCUAUAACCCCAUCUGCACCUAUGUGGACAGGGGUCACAAGUCGCAGGCUUUGCUCAACCAGCAGAGCCCUCGUGGCGGAGGCAGAACCAGCCGGGCUGCAGACCCCAGCGCAUCACCCGAGCCAUAUGCACCCAAGGAAUACAUUUUCCGUCUGGAGCCGGGUAAAGUGGAUUCUGGGAAGGGAAAAUGUCCAUUUGACCCCAAACUGAACAGCGUGUCUGCUUUGAUCAAUGGCCAACUCUAUGCUGGAGUCUACAUCGAUUUUAUGGGAACGGACUCAGCCAUUUUCCGCACACUAGGAAAACACACAGCGAUGAGGACUGACCAGUACAACUCACGCUGGCUCAAUGAUCCCACGUUUGUCCAUGCGCAGCUCAUACCAGACAGCGCUGAGAAAAACGAUGACAAGCUGUACUUUUUCUUCCGUGAGAAGGCUUCUGAGAUGGGCCAGACUCCGAUGGCUCAGUCCAGGAUUGGAAGGAUCUGUCUGAAUGAUGACGGAGGUCACUGCUGUUUGGUUAACAAAUGGAGCACCUUCCUGAAGGCUCGACUCAUCUGUUCUGUAACAGGGGCUGAUGGCAUUGAGACACACUUCGACGAGCUCCGGGACGUGUUCAUCCAGAAGACUCAAGACACCAAGAACCCUGUCAUCUAUGGAGUCUUCUCCGUGUCUGGGUCAGUGUUCAAAGGUUCAGCCAUAUGCGUGUAUUCCAUGGCUGAUGUGCGAAUGGUAUUCAAUGGCCCCUUCGCUCACAAAGAAGGCCCGAAUUACCAGUGGAUUCCUUACCAGGGCAAAAUCCCAUACCCUCGGCCUGGGACAUGUCCAGGAGGGACUUUCACCCCCAACAUGAAGUCCACUAAAGAUUACCCAGAUGAGGUCAUUAACUUCAUGCGGAAUCACCCCACCAUGUACAACGCUGUGUACCCGGUGCAUAAGCGCCCCCUGGUGGUGCGCACCAAUGUCGACUACGAGUUCACCACCAUCACUGUGGACCAGGUGGCCGCUGCGGACGGCAACUAUGAGGUGCUUUUCUUAGGAACAGACAGAGGUACAGUACAGAAGGUCAUUGUUCUACCUCGAGAUGACCUACAGACUGAAGAGCUGGUUCUGGAGGAGGUGGAGGUAUUUAGAGUUCCAACUCCAAUAACCACAAUGAAGAUUUCUCCUAAAAGACAACAGCUGUAUGUGAGUUCGGCAGUGGGGGUGACUCACCUGGCGCUCCACAGGUGCGAUGUGUAUGGUGAGGCGUGUGCAGACUGCUGCCUUGCCCGGGACCCCUACUGCGCCUGGGACGGCAAAUCCUGCUCCCGCUACUCCGCCAACCAGAAGAGGCGCAGUCGAAGGCAAGAUGUGAAGUAUGGCAACCCUAUUAGACAAUGCAGAGGAUACAACUCCAAUGCCAAUAAGAACACUCUGGAGUCAGUGCAGUAUGGAGUUGAGGGAAGCACUGCUUUCCUGGAGUGCCAGGCCAGAUCUCCUCACGUAUCAAUCAAAUGGCACUUCCAGAAAGAGAACAGUGACAGGAGGAGAGAGAUCCGCUCGGACGGUCGCAUCGUUCGCACGGAGCAGGGCCUCCUCCUGCGCUCCCUCCAGCUCUCAGAUGCCGGCAGCUACCAAUGCACGUCCACCGAGAAGAACUUCAAGCACACGCUGGUCAAGCUGCAGCUAGUGGUGCUGUCGGCCCGCACCGUCAACAGCAUCCAGGCGGAAAUACCUGGCCCCGCCCCUCCGGGUCUCCUGCAGGCCAGCGCGUGGACGCCCAGCGCUGAGCAGUACAAAGACCUGCUGACCAUCCUGAGCCAGCCCGAGAUGGGACUCAUCAACCAGUACUGCCAGGACUACUGGCAGCAGGGUGACGACCCAGCCGCCGCCAUCCACAGGAAGAAAGACUCCAAGGAGCUGAAGGAGCUGCGCAAGCCGCGCAACAGGAGACACCACGAGGGCCAGAGGAGCAUGGCUGAGACAUGAGGAGGACGCCUGCUCUGCAAACACACACACACACAUACAUACACCCACACACACACACG